AUGAGUGCACUCGCUUCGUGUGGCCUGUUGCUGGUGCUGGGACUGAGAGCCCUCGCUGAGCAGAACGAUGAUAGCUCUGGGAAAGAACGAUUCUGCCUGGAGAAACUCGCGGAUCAUUUAUCCAGACCCGUGGCUCUGGAAAUGAUCGGCGAAGAUGUACUCAUCGGCGAGCAUCGAGGGAAGAUUUCGCGCAUGAAUCUUCAUACGGGAAUCGUCUCGGACGUGGUUGAUCUCUCGGGCCGACUGCUGACUUCACAAUCAUGGAUGGACCACCGGGGACUUCUCUCUCUCCUUGUCGUGCAGACCGACGACGUUGAAAAACCCAGACGCACCCUGCUACUGACUUCCAGCAGAACGAGCUCUAACCCAGAAGCUGAUCACGAUACGGUCAUCUCAGCGAUUCCUUUCGAUGAAAAUGGAAAGUUGGAUGUGGAGAAGGAAUACGAAUUGACCCGAGUCAGUCAACCGAGUAAUCGCUACAACGGUGGUCAGCUUCUGGCUCAAUUGGACAAAGGCUUCCUAUACCUAACGACCGGAGACGGUGCAAUGAAGUAUCAGCAAUCGAAAAGGUUUGACAUGGAUUCGUCGAACGGGAAAAUCCUCAAGAUGAAGAUAAAACUCCCCUCCUCAUCAGAAGCCGAUGAACUCGCAUCGGUGCGCGAACGGAGUAUCUUCGCGAGCGGCUUCAGGAACCCAUGGCGAUGUGCUCUCGACACGAGGGAAGUCUCACGAGGCAGGACGCAGUUUUUUUGUGGCGAUACAGCCAUCGAUCCCCAUCCCGAAGAAGAAAUUUUCCUGGUUCGCCAGGGGAAACGUUACGGGUUCCCCAUCGCAGAAGCUCAGGCGGAUGACGAACAAGCUAUCUACAAGUAUUCCCUGGAAACCGGAGCAGCCGUCGUAGGGGGACGAGUUUAUAAAGGCAACGGCUUGCCGUCCCUCAACGACACAUUUCUGUUCGGAGAUUACGUCAGCGGUAAAAUCUUCACGCUCGCAGAGGCUCCAUCCGGAGUCUGGAAGGCGAAUGAUCUCAAUGCGUCCGAUUGGUGUUCCUCCUCGACGCCUGCUAAACUGCACAUCGUGGCCUUUGCCGAGAAUCACUACGGUGACCUGUUGAUCCUCGCGGAUGACGCAUCGAGGGACGGAUCUCAAAAGGGCAUGAUUUUGAAACUCAGACAGAUCUCUGGAGCCUCGAAACCUCUGAGCGGCUAUGGGAAAUACAUCGCUAUCGGUCUUCUCUUCUUCUUUUUCCAAACCGUAAUCUAA
Molecule: messenger RNA, 1263 nt
Organism: Galendromus occidentalis (western predatory mite)
Lineage: Eukaryota; Metazoa; Arthropoda; Arachnida; Mesostigmata; Phytoseiidae
Product: HHIP-like protein 2
Exons: 9
Coding region: 1-1263 (420 amino acids)
Source: RefSeq, a predicted model, not a curated record